Colletotrichum navitas is the source of this 1836-nucleotide messenger RNA. RefSeq names its product WD repeat domain-containing protein jip5. NCBI's taxonomy places the organism in Eukaryota, Fungi, Ascomycota, Sordariomycetes, Glomerellales, Glomerellaceae. The record is from RefSeq and is a predicted model, not a curated record. The transcript is spliced from 2 exons. Bases 457 to 1758 code for a protein of 433 amino acids. Gene Ontology annotation, molecular function: protein binding.
ACGAUGGAUGAGACGCUUCGGUUUUCUGCCCAUCGGUCGUAAAAAAGGGUGCCGUGUUUGCAUCUUCCAAAACGUCUGAACCAGGCCAUCCCUGGGUUUGCUUCGAAUUCUCACCCGGCACGCCGUCACGGGUACCUACCUGAGUACCUGAGUAUGAGUCCUGAAUAUGAGUACCUGGCUAGAUCCUAGGUACCCUUCGUUGGAUACCUUGCACGUCACAUAGCUACGCCGAUUGGUGAGAGCUCGGGUGGGGCGUCCACACCUCGGUGAGCCGCUCACCUCAAAAAUUUCCUCAAUCGCCGGCUUCCCAAUGGCUUUGGUCAGUUUCUGCCCUGUUGCUUCUUUGGAAAUCUACCUCGUCCAGAUUCGAUUCCUACCCCCUUGGACGUGGCCCUUCUCCCGGCAUUUCAAUAUACCAAUAUUCCUUAGCCUUCCAUUUGAGGAGUCGCAGCAACCAUGUUCGAAAACCUUUGCACCCUGCCCCUGUCCGCCGAGGUCUUCACCCAGGUUCUCCAUCCCACCGAGCCGCUAUUGACCGUUGGCUUGUCUACCGGCCACGUCGAAACCUUCCGCCUUCCCCCUCCCGUACAAGACUCCCCCGAUUCUUCGGCUGAUCCCGAUACGAGCAUCGCGUCCAACGGCCGGGGAACCAUUGACAGCAUUUGGCGUACGAGACGGCACAAGGGAAGCUGCAGAGCCUUGGCCUACAACCAUGAUGGAUCUGCCCUCUACUCUGCCGGCACCGAUGGCUUGAUCAAGCAUUUCUCCCCCGAGACUGGCAGGGUUAUCUCCAAGGCCGCCAUCCCCUCCUCGAACAAGCAGAUCGACGCCCCGACCCUCAUGCACGUCCUGAACCCCCAGAGCCUCCUUGUAGCCUGCGACUCGGGCGCCGUGCACAUCUUUGACCUACGAGACGGCGUCCCCUCGGCCAAGCCCGCGCAAACCCACUUCCCUCACUCCGACUACGUCUCUGCCAUCGUUCCCCUCCCGCCCUCCGCCGAGAGCACUUCUGGCUUUUCCAAGCAAUGGGUCUCCACUGGCGGCACCACCCUCGCCGUCACCGAUGUGAGGAGAGGCGUUCUUGUCCGGUCUGACGACCAAGAGGACGAGCUGCUGUCCGCCUGUUACGUUCCCGGUCUCGGCCCCAAGCACAACCGCAACAAUGGAAUCGUCGCCGUCGGAUCCGGCUCCGGAGUCGUCACUAUUUGGGACAGGGGUGCAUGGGAUGAUCAACAGGAGCGCAUCAUCGUCGACGGCGGCAAGGGAGGCGGCGAAAGUCUAGAUACCAUGGCCCUUGUGCCUCAGGAGCUGGGCCUGGGCAAGAAGCUGGUGGUUGGGCUUGGCGACGGCAGCCUGCGCGUCGUCGACUUGGUCACCAGAGAGGUUGACAAGUCACUGAAUCUCCGACACGACGAAGUUGAGGGCGUCAUCUCUGUCAUGUUUGACUCGCAGAACCGCCUGAUCACGGCUGGUGGCAAGACGGUUAAGGUAUGGGAAGAGCUGUCGGAGCUCCAAGGGGACGCCGAAGAUAGCGACAGCGACGACGACGACGACGACGAUAGCGACAGCGACGGCGACGGCGGUGAUAAACCUACCGUUAAGCGCCGGGCGAAAGAUAGCGACAGCGACGACGAUGAAGACGAUAGUGACAGCGACGAUGGUGGGAAAAGGCGGAGCAAGCGUCAGAACACGGGGGCUGCCGCGAAACUUGGCCCCAUGGGUGCUCACGGCAUCCUUGGGUUUGACGGUCUGGACUAAGUAGAUGUACAUAAUUAGUGAUACCCUGCAGGGCCACCUGAAGAAAAGGUGACCACGGCCAAUUGAACCGAUCCGACC